Malania oleifera is the source of this 2138-nucleotide messenger RNA. Its product is annotated as RCC1 domain-containing protein RUG3, mitochondrial. Lineage: Eukaryota; Viridiplantae; Streptophyta; Magnoliopsida; Santalales; Ximeniaceae. The coding region runs from base 164 to 1522 and encodes 452 amino acids. The record is from RefSeq and is a predicted model, not a curated record. The transcript has 6 exons.
AGGUUUAAUUUAAACCUUGACAAGCAGAGGCCUUAGUGCUCUGCCCGAAACAAUACCCCGGCACGGCUGCCGUUUAAGCUGUCGGACGGAAAGAUUAAAACAUAAACCCUUACCCCCACACUGCGAACCCCAAAGGAGCGGCGUGGCCGUGGCAGGCUUCUUGAUGGCACUUCGCCGACGCUGCACAUCCCUUCAGCUUCGUCGCUAUAUAUCGUCCUCCUUCUCCGUCUCCUCCUCCUCCUCCUCGUCUUCUCCUACCACAGCCUCCUUUAGAAAAGUUCCUCUCCUCUGGAAGCCGCAGGACCAAGAGGAAGGAGCAGUGACCCUGCAACUCCUCUCCUGGGGCAGAGGCUCCUCCGGCCAACUCGGCGGCGGCAUUGAAGAAAUACGACUGUACCCUACCCCCGUCGCCUCCCUCCUCCUCCCUCCCUCUUUCCACCUUUCUCAACCUAUCCCCGGCCGCCUCCCACUCCUCGCCGGCGACGAUCACUUUGAGAUCUCCAUCUCCUGCGGCCUAUUCCACUCUUCCUUGCUUGUCGACGGCAGCUUCUGGAUUUGGGGCAAAGGCGAUGGCGGUCGCCUCGGCUUUGGUCAUGAGAACCCUGCUUUCCUUCCAACCUUAAAUCCUAAUUUGGAUUCCGUUCGAAGCAUUGCUCUUGGUGGCGUUCAUUCCGUCGCUCUCACCUCACUCGGCCAAGUCUUCACCUGGGGUUAUGGUGGUUUUGGCGCUCUUGGUCAUUCUGUUUAUCAUAGGGAACUGUUCCCUAGAUUGGUGGAAGGUGGCUGGACUGGAAAGAUAUGUCAUAUAGCAACUAGCGGGGCCCAUACUGCUGCAAUCACCGAGUCAGGUGAAGUUUACACAUGGGGUAGAGAUGAAGGGGAUGGGAGAUUGGGCCUUGGUCCUGGUUGUGGCCCAAAUGAGGGAGGUGGCUUCAGUGUUCCUUCAAAAGUAGAAGCGUUGCCUGUGCCUAUGGCUGCUGUUAGUUGUGGGGGCUUUUUCACAUUGGCUCUAACUAAUGAAGGACAACUUUGGAAUUGGGGAGCUAACUCUAACUAUGAACUUGGGAGAGGCAACAGGAUUGGGGGUUGGCAGCCACAACCAGUUCCGAGCCUUGAAAAUGUUCGUAUACUUCAGAUUGCAAGUGGUGGAUAUCAUUCUCUUGCACUGACUGAUGGAGGCAAAGUACUUUCCUGGGGCCAUGGUGGACAUGGUCAGUUGGGUCAUUCCACUACUCACAAUCAUAAAGUCCCCAUGGCGAUUGAGGCUUUGGCUAAUGAGAAUGUUACCUAUAUUGCCUGUGGAGGUUCAUCUUCGGCAGCUAUAACUGAUAAAGGGAAAUUGUACAUGUGGGGGAAUGCCAAAGAUUCUCAAUUAGGGGUUCCUGGUCUUCCAGAGAUACAGCCAUUUCCUGUUGAAGUUAAUUUGCUUAUGGAGGAAGAUGAAUUGGGGCCCCACAAUAUAUUAUCUGUUGCAAUUGGUGCAUCACAUGCCAUGUGCUUGGUUUCAAGGCAAACUUGCUGAAGACUUGGUGUUUUGGUUUAGGCUUGUGGUUCCAAGCUAUCUCAUAAGAUUGAGGGCUCUCAGCACCAUGCUGAGUGCUUGAACAGAUGCCACCAUUGAUCUGUAGGUUGCUGAGUCGGAGCUUAACCAGAAUGGAUUUGCUGCUGCAACUACAUUCAGGCAAGAACUCUGGAUUCUUGUUUGAUAGUUUUCUGCCCUUGCCCGUUGGAUUAUCCUUUUUGAUGGGUAAGCUGUACCAAAGAGAGAAGGGGCGAUUGAAAUAACUCUCCAAGAAUCUUUUAUUUCCUAUUGGUUGCAUCGUGAGGUGCCAUAAUCUAUCUUCAUUGCCCUUGGGCUAAUCUAUGCCUUACAAACUCAAAUACAUGUUUCCAGUUUGAGUUGCUACCGCCAAUAUUAUAGUAACGAGGUUGCGAUAGGCCAUCAAAUUAUUUUGUCCUAAGCAAGAUGUUGUAAAUUGUUUCUUAAGAGCAAGGUCUUCUCAAGUGAUGCCAUCCGAUUACAGUCUUAAUUUUGUAGCUGUUGCGUUAGUCACUUUCUGUGGUAUUAUUUCUUCCUACAAAACUAUAUUUAUAAUGUGUUGGUAAUGGUUAUCUCAUUUUUUUUUUCUUGCUGCAAA